AUGGCCAAUGCGAAUGGACUACCCCCCGUGGACGAAGUGGUGGCCGAUUUCGAUGCUCAGGAUAGCCAGAUCCGAGUGCUGUUGUCAGAUCUCAUCAGCCGAGCGAAAGUCCUACUCAUAGAACUGGAGCAGUUUCGGCAACAUCUUCGAGCAAUCAGGCACGAGAGCCAUGUCGAAACUGCGCAUUUUCGUGGCACCAUCACAUCUGAGCUCGCCAUGCUCGAGAAGCUACAGAGUAAGCCUGCCACCGAAACGACAGGUCAUGUGGCAAAGUCAAGCAACCUCCCUUUCUUGGAGACUGUAUGGGGCAUGGCAAAGCGGUCCGGGCAGGUAGCGGCUCUCCAAAAGCGAGUCUACUACAACAGUCCUGGCAAGUCUCUGUCACAAGCUAUGUAUCACAUCAAUCUUGGGAUCAAAAGACCAAGCGAGAAGGGGUCACGAAAUGCAGCCGUCACUGUGGAUUUGAUCAGUGAGCAAGGCUUGAUAUGGACCAAAGUGUCGCUUGUCACAAAGCAUCGAAUUCUCAUGGAUCUAGCCAAGCAAGGAUGGGACUCUGGAGGGUCGGAAGACGAAGCUGAGGAUGGUCUCCCUCCUCGCAUCGAUGAUGAGGAUGAUGACAUCCCGCUCGUGAAGAAUGCUCGAGAGCUUUGCUCUGCGGCAGCGUCGUAUCGAGUGCGAACUAAAAAGCCCGAAGUCCGUCUCAUACUCCCUCGCAUACGAUAUGGCGAAUUGAAAGAGGUCGAUGCCGUCUUAGAUCAAUGCAAGUCUGCGGGCGUAACACUCUUCUGUGGCGAAGGUGUCGUCGAGACGCCAGCCAUUGAGAACGCCGUUCGCGUAAUGGCACCCAAUCCCAUGGACGCCUUCUCCAGCACUCUCAAUAUCGAUUGUACCAUUCUACUCGCACUUGUCUCGGAGUUCAGCCACGCGAGAGUGUCGAAGGAGCCGUGGUUUCACAAGUCCUUGGAACGUCAAGUAGAGAUCGAGGACAACGAAAACUUGCUCCCUUCGCUCCUGUAUCCUGCACUGGCCGAUCGACGCCUCGUCUGUACGCAGGAAGCAGCCAAACGUAUGCGCGAGAUUGUAAGCACCAUUGGCACUCCAUCCGAGAAAGCUCGCACUGCAAUCAUGAUGGGCGACGACUCGCGCAAGACGCAUAUCGAGCUGGUCGAACAAAUGCAGCAAUGGUCAGCAUAUCCAGUUCCCUUAUCAUGGCAGCUGCCCAUCCACAUAGUGGACCAAAAUGACAAGAACUGCCAGGAAACUCUACAUCCCGUCGCUCUUCAAAUCAUUAAGAACAUGACUAGCAUCAAUGGAUCUGUAUUUGGUUAUGGCUGGGCCAGUGGAAACACGACCGUCACCAGUAACAGAGUUGUGGUCAAGCAAAUCGAAAACGACCUCGAGAGACGCGAAAAUCUCGAAGCAUCCAUCUUUCCCAGUCUUUGGUUGUGCCCGACCGCACGAUCUUUGGUGGGAAAGGAGAAAAGAGGCGCCAAGAAGGAUGUGCAGAGGUUGCCCGAUCCUCUGCGUCGUGAACAGCAGCGCCGCAAUGGGCUUGAUGUUCUCUCUUCUCGAGAGGGACGUGAGGUACAAGACAUGCGCCCCCAUGGUUAUCCCUGCGAAGAUGUGUUGGCGGCCAAGGAGGCUGCUAGUAGAGCUUUCGAGCAGAACCACAAUGUCUCUGUUCACAGUUCAACUUUGAAUGGCUCUCAUUCUGAAUAA
Sphaerulina musiva SO2202 is the source of this 1719-nucleotide messenger RNA. RefSeq lists its product as uncharacterized. The transcript is spliced from 2 exons. Lineage: Eukaryota; Fungi; Ascomycota; Dothideomycetes; Mycosphaerellales; Mycosphaerellaceae. The coding region runs from base 1 to 1719 and encodes 572 amino acids. The record is from RefSeq and is a predicted model, not a curated record.